UGCUUGACUUCAUUCAGCUCUAUAAGCAUCCAUGACGCCGAAUAUACCUGCAGAGCCGUAUUUGCGCUUCUGUAAAAAGAGCAUGGCCGCGCGAUGUUAUUGAGGAUUUCGCGAGUGGAAGAAGAAGAGUGUCGUGCGUUCGUGUGGGACGUUUCGCGCCGAGACAGGCGGGAAAGGGUGGCCGUCUCGCAGAGAUCAUCGGCGAUAACAAUCCGUACGUCGAGGAGCAGCAAAAUUUAGCGAGGCGAGCGCGCGCGCGAGGAUAUUUUAGCGAAGAAAACAGGUGACGAGACGGAAGCUAAGAGGCGCUCUUUUUCUCUCUCUUUCUUCCCCGAAAAAAUGCGUUCGACCGCGACGAGUCGUCGCGAGUGUCAUGCAUCUCGUCGCAUCAGGGAAUGACUCGCGCCCCCGCCCCGAAAAUAAGCGGCUCAGUACAGUUCGUCAUUGCGUAGACGCAGCAGCGGUACGCGCCGAGCGCGGAGGACGGCUCUUAGCACGAUUUUUCGGUUUGUGGUGUGAGUGCAGCUUGUAGAAUUAGUAACCAAUUGGUACUGAAAUCGAAUUAUUAGUUAAUAGUUUUUGAAUCAAAGGAAAGAAUGUCACUAAAACCCAAGAAAGUAGACUUUAAGCAGACUUGGGAUAUAUUACAAGAGACUGUCAAAGGAGUGAUAACAUUAGCAAAUAUACCACGCGCUACAUGGAACGACAGAUUUAGUGAUGUUUACUCUUUGUGCGUCGCAUAUCCUGAACCAUUGGCAGACCGUUUGUAUAAUGAAACAAAGAGGUUUCUGAUCAAUCAUGUAGAAAAAUUAUUGACAGAGGUCCAGUACAAUGAUAAACUGAACCUGCUGCCGGCGUACCAUCGCGCCUGGACAGAGUAUUCGCAAGGCAUUUAUUACUUGCACAGCUUGUACUUAUACCUCAAUCAGCAACACAUUAAGAAGCAGAAGCUCUCGGAAGCGGAACUCAUCUAUGGCACGAGUUCUAACGCGGACGAGUGCCAGGAGCAGAUGGAGAUCGGUGCGCUAGGUUUGGACAUUUGGAAGAGAAAGAUGAUAAUGCCACUUAGGGAGAAACUUGUCAAUUUUCUACUCAUAUGUAUCAGCGCCGAUAGAGAUUCGAAAUAUGAGUUUGUCGGCACCGACGUGAUAUGUGGUGUUAUACAGAGUUUCGUGCGGGUCGAAGAAUACAAGAUGAAAGGAAAAUUACAUUUGUAUCAAGAAAUUUUCGAGGCACCUUUUCUAGAAGCUAGCGGAGACUUUUAUACGGCAGAAGCAUCAGGCUUGCUGCAACAGUCAGACGUUACACGUUAUAUGGAAAAAGUAACAAUGAUACUCAAUCAAGAGGAGCAGCGAGCGCAUAAAUUCCUUCACAAGAGUUCUGUAUUACAAGUUAGAGCGUGUUGUGAGCAGAAAAUGGUAGCUGCACAAGCCCAUUGGCUUUAUACGGAAGCAGAGACGAUGAUAAAAAAUGAGAGUAAGCGAGAUUUAGCUCUUCUUUACCCACUUCUGAAGCCUUUAUCAGGAGGCUUAGAUCCACUUGUACAAAAGCUCACUCGUCACAUCACGCAGCAAGGACUGCAAGCGAUUGGACCUCUGCAAGGAGAAAAUGUGUACACACAGUUUGUGGAAAAUAUGUUAAAUGUACAUUCUAAAUAUUCUGAACUGAUCAAGGAUGUGUUCAAGGCAGAUCAAAGCUUCGUAGGUGCACUUGAUAAAGCUUGCUCUGCUAUUGUGAAUUAUAGGCCCGUUCCGAAACAACCAGUCCGAGCGCCAGAAUUGCUGGCGAAAUAUUGCGAUUCCUUGCUGAAAAAAUCUCCCAAGGCUGCCUCCGAAAGUGAAAUUGAGGAUAAACUAAGGCGUUCUAUAACUGUAUUCAAAUACGUAGACGACAAAGAUGUUUUUCAGAAGUUCUAUUCGCGUAUGCUGGCUAAGCGGUUGAUACACCAGCAAUCGCAGUCGAUGGAUGCGGAAGAGAUGAUGAUCGACGAUUUAAAACGGGCGUGUGGUUAUGAAUUCACGAACAAGCUUCAUCGUAUGUUUACGGAUAUGUCCGUCUCAGCGGAUCUCAAUGCAAAGUUCACAGCAACCUUGCGAGAAGGCGACGGAGAAAAUCAAUUAGGCACUGGUUUUGGAGUGAAAGUGUUGCAAGCCGGCGCGUGGCCACUCGGUUUACCUCCAUCGCCCGGUCCGUUUCACGUUCCGCAACAGUUGGAGAAAUCGAUACAGGCUUUCGAGACGUUUUAUCACAUGCAGUUCAGCGGACGGAAGCUGACGUGGUUGCAUCACUUAAGCCAAGGCGAGCUUAAGUUCAAUUAUUUGAAAAAACCUUACCUCGUCACCGUGCAGACGUAUCAAAUGGCGUUGCUGCUGCUCUUUGAAAAGUGUGACGCGUUGCCGUGCAAGGAGGUAGCAGCAUCGUUAAGCCUGUCGCACGAACAACUUGUGAAACAUGCCGGCAGCCUCGUAGACUGUAAAAUUCUCAACAGAUCUUCGGGCGUGGAGUUGGAUGAGGACACUAUUCUCAUGCUCAAUUUCGAUUACUCCAAUAAGAGAACCAAGUUCCGCGUGACCGGUGUGUUGCAGCGGGACGCGCCGCAGGACGCGGAGGCCACGCAUCGCAGCGUGGACGAGGAUAGGAAAAUGUUUCUACAAGCAGCUAUAGUUCGCAUCAUGAAGAGUCGCAAGGUGUUGAGACACAAUCAACUUAUACAGGAGGUUCUGAGUCAAUCGAAAGUCACAUUCGCACCUUCCAUUGGAAUGAUUAAGAAGUGCAUUGAAACUCUAAUAGAUAAACAAUACAUUGAACGUACGCCAAAUAGUGCGGACGAGUAUUCAUAUAUCGCGUAGCCUCUUAACAUCUGUCACUAAUUUAUUUCACUCGAGAUGCGCCUCGAACAUUUCGUUGAAAAUUGUUGAAAAUGAUCGGCAAUUAUCAAUUACACAAUUCGCUUCAACGAAUUCUUCAAAUAGGAAAAAGAGAAAUGCUCAGUGAGGGCCCACGAAGCGAAUUUAUCACAGCGCUUGAAAAAUCGGGAAGUGCAUCUUAGCUCGCUUAUUUGCUCCUAGGAUCAAUCGAUUAAUAAAUAUCUUAAUUAAUUUACUGACUUGUAAUAUAUGCACACUGAAUAAAGAUGAUGUUACUAUUUUA
Linepithema humile (Argentine ant) is the source of this 3150-nucleotide messenger RNA. It is a transcript of the gene Cul2, whose product is annotated as cullin 2. Lineage: Eukaryota; Metazoa; Arthropoda; Insecta; Hymenoptera; Formicidae. Gene Ontology annotation, cellular component: Cul2-RING ubiquitin ligase complex; SCF ubiquitin ligase complex. The record is from RefSeq and is a predicted model, not a curated record. Gene Ontology annotation, molecular function: protein-macromolecule adaptor activity; ubiquitin protein ligase binding. Gene Ontology annotation, biological process: SCF-dependent proteasomal ubiquitin-dependent protein catabolic process; protein ubiquitination.